AUGCUGACCAAAACCACCGUGAUAACGGGGCGACCAUCAGCGUAUCUCCAAAUGUUAGGACUUCUUCUUCCUCCUCCUCCUCCUCCUCCUCCUUCUUCUUCUUCAUUCAUAUCUAUCUAUCUAUCUAUCUAUCUAUCUAUCCCAUUCCCAUUCAUAUCUAUCUAUCGUAGUCGAUUCAUAUGUAUCUUUUUAUAUUGGUUCAUAUGUAUUUAUCUAUCUAUUUAUGUUUGGUUCAUAUUUAUCGACCUCUCUUACUUGGCUCAUAUCUAUUUAUUUAUCUUAAUUGGUUCAUUAUCUAUCUACUCGGCUCAUAUCUAUGUAUUUAUCAUUCUAACACGGCUUGUAUCUAUCUAUCAUUCUAACUCGGUUCAUAUCUAUCUAUCUAUCAUUCUAACUCGGCUCAUAUCUAUCUAUCUAACUCGGUCCAUAUCUAUCAUUAUAAGCCAUUCAUAUCUAUCAUUCUAA
Molecule: messenger RNA, 465 nt
Organism: Acanthosepion pharaonis
Lineage: Eukaryota; Metazoa; Mollusca; Cephalopoda; Sepiida; Sepiidae
Source: the annotation of a GenBank genome assembly